CUUAUCUCAAACCCGACAGCUGUGUUUCUUUCUUCGUAGAACAAAAACAACGAAGUGCAAUUUAUUUAAAUCAUAAAUUCCAUUAAUCUGAUAUAAUUCUUGAAUUUUCAGUUCACUUUUAUUAGUUUCCCAGUGAAGUUCUUUGUUUCUUAAACCCAAUUUCAAUAUGUCCACCUACCAAAUGGGACCCCAAACCCAUGCAGUGCCAAUGAGCCUGUUCCGCGAUAAUCGCAAUCGUGUCAAAUCGGCCCUCUGUGAAUCCCAAAAAUUCGAAAGUCGCACUUUUGUAUUGCUUGAAGGUGGCAAGGAUGUUAGUUUCAACGACACCGAUGUGGAUUUUCAUUUUCGCCAGGAAUCAUUCUUCCAGUAUAUGUUCGGAGUGAAGGAACCCGGUUGUUAUGGUGUUGUCAGUCUUGACAAUGGUGAGUCAGUUCUUUUUGUUCCACGUCUACCCGAGGAGUACUCCGUGUGGAUGGGUCAUUUGCACACUUUGGAAGAAUUCAAAUCCAUGUAUGAAACCGAUAGGGUUCUUUAUUGUGAUCAAUUGGAUGAAUUCUUCAGCAAGGCAAAUCCAUCGCUGAUUCUGACUUUGAGCGGAGUGAAUUCGGACAGUGGUCUAUCUGCGAAACCAGCAACGUUCCCUGGAAUUGAGAAGUACGUUCAGAACUGUGAUAUUCUUCAUCCAAUCAUUGCUGAAUGUCGAGUCAUUAAGUCGCCAGAAGAGAUCGAAGUUUUGCGAUAUGUUGCAAAGGUCUCCUCCGAUGCCCACAAGCAAGUCAUGUUGAAGAUUAAGCCAGGAAUGACCGAGUACCAGGGAGAGAGUGAGUUCCUGCAUCAUUCGUACUCGGUCGGUGGAUGCCGUCACACUUCGUACACCUGCAUCUGUGGCACCGGGUUGAAUUCCUCCGUCUUGCACUAUGGCCAUGCUGCAGCUCCCAACAAUCGAGUGAUUCGUGAUGGUGAUAUGUGCCUCUUCGAUAUGGGUGCCAAUUAUUGUGGCUACGCAGCCGACAUCACAUGCAGCUUCCCAGCCAAUGGAAAGUUCAAUGACGAUCAGAAGUUGAUUUACAACGCUGUCCUCGAUGCCCGAAAUGCUGUCCUAAAGGAGGCUCGAGAGGGAGUGUCUUGGGUGGAUAUGCAUAUGUUGGCCAUUCGUGUGAUGCUUCAACGUCUCAAGGAAGGAGGCAUUCUCAAAGGCGAUGUCGACGAAAUGAUAGCCGCCGGACUUGGGGCUAUCUUUCAACCACAUGGUUUAGGUCAUCUAAUUGGUUUGGAUGUCCAUGAUGUUGGUGGCUAUUUGAAAGGUCAACCGGAGCGUCCAACUGAACCAGGGGUAUCCCGGUUGCGAUUUGCCCGAGUCCUCAAGGCCAAUAUGUAUGUGACCGUUGAACCUGGUUGUUAUUUUAUUGAUUGUCUCAUGGACAAAGCUCUAGCUGAUCCCAAUAUGAAUAAAUUCUUAAAUAAUGAGGUGUAUGAACGUUUCCGUAAUUUCGGUGGUGUUCGAAUUGAGGAUGAUGUUUGGAUUAAGAAAGAUGGCUGCGAAAACUUCGCUAUCGUACCACGAACGGUUGCAGAGAUUGAGGAAUUCAUGAGCGGUCGUUGAAAUUGGAAUACCAAAAGAGAGUGAUUGUUAUAUUAUUCGAGUAUCUAUUAAGUAUUAAUAUCGUUAUCAUUUGUAUGUUACCGUUAUAUCAUUUAUACCAAGAAUUUAUAUAAAAAUAAUAAUAAAGGAAAAUAUUUGUAAAGGAUUAAA
Messenger RNA from Eupeodes corollae, 1753 nucleotides. It is a transcript of the gene Dip-C, whose product is annotated as xaa-Pro dipeptidase. The transcript has a single exon. Gene Ontology annotation, molecular function: manganese ion binding; metalloaminopeptidase activity. The record is from RefSeq and is a predicted model, not a curated record. Bases 167 to 1603 code for a protein of 478 amino acids. Lineage: Eukaryota; Metazoa; Arthropoda; Insecta; Diptera; Syrphidae.